Drosophila ananassae is the source of this 6390-nucleotide messenger RNA. RefSeq names its product homeotic protein spalt-major. Bases 621 to 4748 code for a protein of 1375 amino acids. Gene Ontology annotation, molecular function: RNA polymerase II cis-regulatory region sequence-specific DNA binding; DNA-binding transcription factor activity, RNA polymerase II-specific. Gene Ontology annotation, biological process: regulation of transcription by RNA polymerase II. Lineage: Eukaryota; Metazoa; Arthropoda; Insecta; Diptera; Drosophilidae. Gene Ontology annotation, cellular component: nucleus. The record is from RefSeq and is a predicted model, not a curated record. The transcript has 4 exons.
AGCAGCGAGCCGAACGACACCCGAGUCGGAAAAGAAGUCUCGGGUCGGGCGGCUGUAUUUGUUUCGGAACGUAUCUGACGGAUAAAUAUUUUGUGUCAGUGCUAUUUCGACGCGCUGAACGUAACGUUCGACAUACUCUCUACACUCUCUCCCGCGCUGGGCCACGUUGCGUAUGACUACGCUGCGUAUGCGUAACUCGCACAGUUUUCCACGAGUUCGAGUCCGAGUCCGAGUCGGAGUCCCUGCCGCGAAAAAAUCAAAACAAGAGCCACCGCAGAACGAUGACAAUCACCGGCCAGCUAGCCAACUAGUAGUCGUAAUUACAAAUACGAAUUAAGUUAAAUCGGCCAGACAGUGCCGUUGGCUACGCGCGAUUCCUCCUGCCGACGGCAAAACGUAAAAGUGUUUACUUCCAUGAGCCAGGUGGCGCUAUGAGCCAGAAAGAAAUAAUUAAAGAAUUAUUUUUGUCCCCCCUAACAAUAUAAUGAAAUAAUAAACAUGGUGCAAUGAUCAACAGUUAACGAGUCGCGGGAAAGCUAAACGAAAAGAAACCAAAACAUCCUCAUCCUCGAGAAAAGAAAGUGCUUGAAGCGUGCGUUUUUUGAUAAAAAGUUCUCUUGAUGAAAAAUCACCUGUCCAACGUUUUGUGUGCGAUGCGUAGUGACUUCAAGGAUAAUCACCAGGAGACCAUCAAUAAAAUGAUACAAUUUGGCACAGUGAAAUAUGGCAUUGUCAAACAGCUGAAGGAUCGCGCUCGCAGCGCCGACAAAGACACAGGCAGCGAUCAAGAGGAGAAUGGUGGCUGCUCGCCAUUGACCACGGCCACCACUACGGCCAGUCCCAGCCGGAGUCCCGAGCCGGAAGAGGAACACCACGACAACGAUCAGGAUCAACAGGUAUCCUCCAUCAAAGAACAGGUAGAGAAGCCACUGGAAAAAACAGAAAUUGAACCCAUUGAGGAUAACAAUAAUAAGGUAGUAACAAUGACAAAACCAAAUUCAGAGGACCGGGAACGGGAGCACGAGCCCAAUGCCAGUGGCUCCAUGCCCAGUUCCCCGGUCGCCGAGGCCAGUGCCGAAGAGGCGGCCACGGAGAGAGCUCCGGAAAAGGAGAAGGACAUCGAGGUAGAUGUGGAGAUGGGAGACGAGGCAAGCAGUGUGUUCCCCGCCACGGAGAUGGGAAGUCUGCCAGGAGCAGGCGGGGCUCCAGUGACCCUGGAGGCCAUUCAGAACAUGCAGAUGGCCAUUGCCCAGUUCGCGGCAAAGACCAUUGCCAACGGAUCCACCGGGGCGGACAACGAGGCUGCCAUGAAGCAGCUCGCCUUCCUGCAGCAGACCCUCUUUAAUCUGCAGCAGCAACAGCUCUUUCAGAUCCAGCUCAUCCAGCAGCUCCAGUCGCAGCUGGCCCUCAACCAGGCCAAGCAGUCGGAGGACGAGCAGGAGGAGGAGCCGGAACAGGAGACCGACCAAGAUCAAGAGCUGGAAACAGACACAUACGAGGAGGAGGAGCGCAUCGCGGACAUGGAGCUUCGCCAAAAGGCUGAGGCCAGGAUGGUGGAAGCCAAGGCCCGGCAGCAUCUGAUCAACGCCGGAGUUCCGUUGCGAGAGACCUCCGGUUCUCCGGGGGAAACCCUGAAGCGGAGGAGGGAGCACGACCAGGAGUCGCAGCCCAGCCGCAGACUGAGCUCGGAGGCCUCUAUCCACAAGGAGAACCACUCCCACCAGGACGCCCUCUCCAAGCUGAAAGAUCUCGAAAACACUCCCCUGCCCUUCGGUUCGGACCUGGCCUCCAGCAUCAUCACCCACCACGAUGACCUGCCGGAGCCCAACUCCCUGGAGAUGCUCCAGAAGCGCGCCCAGGAGGUCCUGGACUCCGCGUCGCAGGGCAUCCUGGCUAAUAACAUGGCCGAUGACUUUGCCUUCGGAGACAAGAACGGGGACGGUAAGGGUCGCAAUGAGCCGUUCUUCAAGCACCGUUGCCGGUAUUGCGGGAAGGUAUUCGGCUCGGACUCUGCCCUCCAGAUCCACAUCCGAUCUCACACCGGCGAGCGUCCCUUCAAGUGCAAUGUGUGCGGCAGUCGCUUCACCACCAAGGGCAACCUGAAGGUCCACUUCCAGCGUCAUGCCCAGAAGUUCCCGCACGUGCCGAUGAACGCCACUCCUAUCCCGGAGCACAUGGACAAGUUCCACCCACCCCUGCUGGACCAGAUGUCGCCCACCGACAGCUCGCCCACCCACUCGCCGGCGCCGCCAUCCGGACCGUUUGGUUCGGCCUUCCCGGGACUGCAGAACCUCUAUCGUCCGCCCAUGGAGAUUCUGAAGAGCUUGGGGGCCGGUGCUCCGCAUCCCUUCUUCCCCCAGGACCUGCCCACGGAUCUGCGUAAGCCCUCGCCGCGCUUGGAGGAGGAGGAGGCGGUGGCAGCUGUUCCGGUGAAGAGGGAAAUCGUGGAGGAGGAGAAGGAUGAGCAUCAGCAGCAGCAGGCUGACCACGAAGAGGAGGCAAUGAGCCAAAGAGAAGAGGAGCAGGAUAACCGCAACUCCUCGCCGGAGCCAGAGCCCCUGCCUCUUGAGGUGCGCAUCAAGGAGGAGCGCGUGGACGAUGAGCCGGAACAGGAGCAAGUUCAGAAGGAAGAGCACCGCAGGAGCCCUUCCCCCUUGCCACAGCAACCCUCGCCCCACCACCACCGACCCAGCCACCUUGGCUACCCCCCGGUGGUGCAGCCUAUCCAGCCCCCCGCCCUGAUGCACCCUCAUCCCUCUCCGGGCUCCCACUUGGACCACCUACCCACCCCUGGACAGCUGCCGCCUCGCGAGGAUUUCUUCGCCGAUCGGUUCCCGCUCAACUUCACGACUGCCAAGACCCUGUCGCCGGAGCACCACUCCCCAGUGCGGUCACCUGCGGGCGCUGGAGUACCACCACCUGGAGUUCCACCUCCGCACCACCAUCCCCACCACAUGGCCAGGUCGCCCUUCUUCAAUCCCAUCAAGCACGAGAUGGCAGCCCUGCUGCCACGCCCCCACAGCAACGACAACUCCUGGGAGAACUUCAUCGAGGUGUCGAACACCUCGGAGACCAUGAAGCUGAAGGAGCUGAUGAAGAACAAGAAGAUCAGCGACCCCAACCAGUGCGUGGUCUGCGACCGCGUCCUGUCCUGCAAGAGUGCGCUCCAGAUGCACUACCGCACCCACACCGGGGAGCGCCCCUUCAAAUGCCGCAUCUGCGGCAGGGCCUUUACCACCAAGGGAAAUCUGAAGACCCACAUGGCGGUGCACAAGAUCCGGCCGCCGAUGCGCAACUUCCACCAGUGCCCAGUGUGCCACAAGAAGUACUCCAACGCCCUCGUCCUGCAGCAGCACAUCCGCUUGCACACCGGAGAGCCCACGGAUCUGACGCCGGAGCAGAUCCAGGCGGCAGAGAUCCGUGAUCCGCCGCCUUCCAUGAUGCCUGGACAUUUCAUGAAUCCAUUCGCGGCUGCCGCCUUCCACUUCGGAGCUCUGCCCGGAGCAGGAGGUCCUCCGAAUCCCAAUCACAGCAUGCACAACGGAGCCCUCGGCUCGGAGUCUUCCCAGGGCGACUUGGAGGACAACAUGGACUGUGGCGAGGACUACGACGAUGAUGUCUCCUCGGAGCAUCUGUCGAACAGCAAUCAGGAGCACGAGCAGAACGACAGGCCACGAUCCGGGGAUGACUUCAAGUCCCUGCUGUUCGAGCAGAAGCUGAGGAUCGAUGCCACGGGCGUGGUGAACACGAAUCCCGUGCGGCCGCGGUCGUCGGCCUCCAGCCAUGGUGGCCACUCUGUUGGCUCCACCUCGGCCCCGACCUCGCCCACCACUACGUCGGCGGUGGUGCAGAAGCCCAGUGCUUCGCCCGCCCGCUCGGACACCUCCCAAGGAGCUCUGGACUUGACGCCCCGAGCUCAGCCUGCCUCCAGGUCCCCCUUGCCCGCCGCCAUCAAGGAGAAGCCCGCGGUGAGCAGUCCGCCCAGCCUGCCACGCAGUCCCAGCCACGCCCCCACCUCGCUGCUGACCUCCCCUCUGCCCCCAAGUGUGGGCAUCGACUGCCUGCCUCCUGGCUUGCAACACCACCUGCAGCAGCAGCACCAGCACCUCAUGCAGCAGCAGGCGGCGGUGGCAGCAGCGGCGGCAGCCCAGCACCACCACCACCAGCAGAUGGCGGCACUCCACCAGCACCAGGAGCAGCUCCGUCGGGAGGCGGCAGAGGCCCAGCAGAAGGCGGCAGCGGCAGCAGCGGCGGCGGCAGCAGCAGCAGCAGCAGCCGCUCAGCGCCAGACCUCCCCGCAACCCACUCAGCCCCAGCGGCCAGGUGAGGGGGGAGUAGGCCAGCCACCUAAUCCACUGAUGGGCGCCCGACCACCCUUCGGCAUGUUCCCCAACCUGCCGCUCUUCCCGCCCGCCACCACCCAGAACAUGUGCAACGCCAUGAACCAGAUCGCCCAGUCGGUGAUGCCGGCGGCUCCGUUCAAUCCGCUGGCGCUGAGCGGGGUGCGGGGCAGCACCACGUGCGGCAUCUGCUACAAGACAUUCCCCUGCCACUCGGCGCUGGAGAUCCACUACAGGAGCCACACCAAGGAGCGGCCCUUCAAGUGCAGCAUCUGCGAUCGCGGCUUCACGACCAAGGGCAAUCUCAAGCAACACAUGUUGACCCACAAGAUUCGCGACAUGGAGCAGGAGACCUUCAGAAAUCGUGCCGUAAAGUAUAUGAGUGACUUGAACGCCGAUCGCGAAUAAGUAUAAUCUCAGUUACCGCCAGCACGAUCCCUCCCAUAAUCGCCACCCAUAUGGGGUGGAGAUGACCUUGCUCCAUCAGAAAAUGGCUGGCAAUGGCAGCCCCGAAUCAGAAUCAGUCAGAUGCAAUCGAUUCUCGCAACCCAAUGAUCUCAACAUAUAGAGCAAAAUCGGAGAGAGAGAGAUAUAUAAAGGCCGAGUCUGGUAAAGAUCACUCGAGUACACAGAAAUCUUUUAUAUUUAUAAAAUGUUGCCCACAAAAAUAUUAUUUGAUUGUUGUUUCAAAAAGAAAAGUGAAAAACGAAAAGUUGCUAACAACAAACGGGGCUGAUCCAUGAUCGAUAGAAUGAUUAUGCUCCGCGGCAGCUCUGAGCAGCUUUCAUAAACAAUUUUUUAUGAUCUGGCGAUCUGGAGAACCGUAUAGCCUCCCGAUAUACCAAUAUACCGAUAUACCGGGGAGGAAGGAUCAUGAAACGUAUCCAAAGAUGCAUCAAAAGCGAUUUGUGUUCCAGCUAAACAAAAAUGAAUAAUAUGAAAAUCGAAAAACGCGGAGAUGGAACCAAAGGCUGCUUGGUAUGAAGAGACUGAUAGCGUUUCGUGUUCCACCAACACCACACACCUCUAAUGGCAGGGGCAGGCACACGGAUGUAUCUUUGCAUCUGUAUCUCUGCAACUGUAUCUGAAUCUGUAUCUGUGCCUGAAACAGAAACAGCUGAAGCGGACAGUGAAGGCGUAGUAAAAUCAAAAUUCGAAUUUAAAGCAAAUCUUAAGGUAUAUGCUAAAGUAAAUAUGAUAGGUACCUAAGCAAGAUUCAAGCAGAUAUGUGUACAUACAUAUAUAUGAUAUAUUAUAACCAAAAGCCCCUAAAACACUGAGACACAUAUAUGUUAAUAAUCUAUUUGGAAUGUGCAAUAAUACGACAUGCUAUAAAUUUAGAUGCGAACGCCGAGCGCAGGCUUUUGUUUCCUACUACUCGUAAAUUAGAUUUAUUUUCCACCUCUUGUACAUACUUCGUAUACAACACACCCACUCUAUAUUGCUACCUAUUAUUAUCAUUAUUAAUUAUUAAUUAUGGAACAUAAAUUUCGAAAUCCAAACUCUUUGCUUUCGAGAUCGGGUUAGGAAUAUUAAAAAAAAAAAAAAGAAUAACAAGGAAAACAAACAAAAAUAUAUAUGAGAAAUUGUGAUAUUAAAUGUAAAAAAAAAGAAAAUACAAAUUACGAGUUGCUGGUUGGCAGAGGGGGAAACCCAGUCGAAGCUCCAGCACAAUGCUUUCCAUAUCACAGAUGAGAGAACCACAAAAGAUAUCUAACAUUCAUAGUUAAUUUAGUUGUUAGCCCAGGGGACAAUCCCCGAUCCACGAACCACACCCAAACACACACACCAUACACACUCUCUAAUUUCACUUCAUUGGAAGAAUUAACCUCUAGACUUAAGUACAUGUAUUGAUUACCACACUUAAAUUAUACACAGAUACAAAUGUAUCUCAAUCUGUUCGUAAGCAUUAAGAAUAGUCUCAUAAUUUAUUAUGCAAAACCAAGAAAAAAAAAAACAAAACAAAACAAAACAAAACAAAUGCAAAUAAAAGUAAAUUUAUUGACAAGAACAAAUAAAUAUAUGUAUUUAAGUUAUGAAAAAUUAAUAA